AUGUCUUAUAGGGAAUUGCUGGGGAGAGAGGAGUUGUGGCCUGCCUUGCUAUCAACCCCCGCCGUCCUGUCAAUACUGCAGCUCAUCACCCUGCCCUGGUGUCCAGAAAGCCCACGCUACUUACUGAUCGACAAAGGCAACGAGACUGCAUGCGACAAGGCACUAAAGCAGCUUCAUGGCGAAGGUGGAUAUCUCAAAGAGAAGGCAGAGAUCGAGAGGGAGAGACGUGAUGAUGCUGGAGUGAAACCGAAGAAACCCUGGGAACUAUUUCGGGACCUGAGCAUUCGCUGGCAACUCGCCAGCAUCAUGGUCAUUAACCUGUUUUAUCAGAUCAACGGCAUUAAUGCAAUGUAUUAUUACGCAACACCUAUGUUUGCUGAGGCAGGCAUUACAGAAGAUAAGAUACCAUAUGUGACAAUCGGCACAGGACUAAGUGAAUUCUUACCUUCAAUCCUCUGUGGCAUCUUGAUUGACUCACUUGGAAGGAAAGUCCUCAUCAUUGGGGGGUACUUUCUAAUGGCUCUCUGGUGUUUAGGGAUAACCCUGACCCUCACUUUCGCUGAGGCAAGUCCAUGGGUGCCAUAUCUCAGCAUCGCAUUCACUUUUGCCUUCAUCGUCAGCUUUGGCAUGGGACCAGGUGGUGUUUCUCGUGCUCUAACCUCUGAGAUCUUCACCCAAGCUGUGCGACCAGCAGCAUGCAUUAUUGGGCUAACAGUCAACUGGAUUGGCUUCUUCAUCCUUUCCAUGGUCUUUCCAUAUACAGUAUAGUGGAAGGGCUUGGGCAGUACUGUUUUCUUGUGUUCUUAGUCAUCAACCUCAUGAUCGCCGUCUACACAUUGUUUUUGGUCCCAGAGACCAAGAACAAAACCUUCACGGAGAUCCAGGCAGCAUUCCAAAUCAACAACAAAACCUUCCAGAAGAUCAAAGCAUUGUUCCAAACCAAGACGAAGAAACAGAAUCAGCAGCAGCAGAUGUCUGUCGCAGAGGAGGUUCUGGCAACAUACCUUUGAAAGUCGGAAAAAUGUUCACAAUGAUGUUGUUGAAAUGACAUUAUUUAGUCAUAUUUAUUAUUUAUCACGCCCUGACUGGAAAACUUGCACUUUACAUACAUGAAAAGGGGGAUGUUCUCCAUAGUCCGCCAUUUUGAAUUUCUAAAAAUAUCCAUUUUUAGCUGCAAAAAUGACUGUACUUGGGCCAUACUAGAAAAUAUUAUUUUAUUACUUAGUAAACUUUCAUGAAAAGAUCAAAUUUGUCAAUAGGCAACCCAGUUUCAAGGAACAGCAUAGUUGCAGUACCUUUUUUGACCAUUUCCUGCACAGGGUACCUUUAAAUUGAGGAUCUAAAUAUAUUUUCACGCCCCAAAGAGAAUACCAGUAGCUCCCAAGUUAACUAUUUUAAUGAAAAAACAGUUGGAUCACUUCUGUUUACAGCUAAUAUUAUCAUCUGAAUUGCUAGUUACUAGUCUAUCCUGAUGAACAUGUGUCAUUCAAGUAUAGAAAAAAGUAGAUGCGUCACACUCACCACCGUUAGUUUCUGCUGUUGUGUUGUGCUGUUUUUUCAUUCCAAACUUCCAUUUUCACACCUAAUUUGAUGACAGCAAAUCUCCUCAUCCUUCUG
Engraulis encrasicolus (European anchovy) is the source of this 1617-nucleotide messenger RNA. RefSeq names its product solute carrier family 2, facilitated glucose transporter member 11-like. The transcript is spliced from 7 exons. Gene Ontology annotation, cellular component: plasma membrane. The record is from RefSeq and is a predicted model, not a curated record. The coding region runs from base 1 to 768 and encodes 255 amino acids. Gene Ontology annotation, biological process: monosaccharide transmembrane transport. Gene Ontology annotation, molecular function: hexose transmembrane transporter activity. Lineage: Eukaryota; Metazoa; Chordata; Actinopteri; Clupeiformes; Engraulidae.